AUGCGAUUAUUUUCACAAGUUUUCGCGAUAAUCAUGGUUUCUACAGUAUUUGGUCGAAAGCACGACUCAGAUGAGGAGGAUAACAGCUCAGGAAAGCCAAUUAUUCCACUUCCAAGCAAAAACGCCAUUGAACAAAUUGGAGCGAGAUUUUUGGAUGCUCUAAUCAAGAAAGGACAAAUGGAAAUGGCAAAAGGAGCCUUCAAGACCCAACUCGAAGUGUUGGAAAAAGUGCAUCCUGAGCAGUAUGAAAAGUAUAAAAAACUGAAAAUCGAAGAUCUCGCAGCAGAUGCAGUGAUGCAACAAGCAGAGAUAGCAAAACUCCAACCAAAAACAGGCAAGAAAUAA
Messenger RNA from Cylicocyclus nassatus, 345 nucleotides. NCBI's taxonomy places the organism in Eukaryota, Metazoa, Nematoda, Chromadorea, Rhabditida, Strongylidae. The record is from the annotation of a GenBank genome assembly.